Closterium sp. Yama58-4 is the source of this 1898-nucleotide messenger RNA. NCBI's taxonomy places the organism in Eukaryota, Viridiplantae, Streptophyta, Zygnematophyceae, Desmidiales, Closteriaceae. The record is from the annotation of a GenBank genome assembly.
UGGUGGCACUGGACGGUACAUUGCUGGCCAAGAACGGGUGCAUGACAGGGGGCACCAGUGGAGGCAUGGAGUCACGCUCGCAGCGCUGGGAUGAGCAAGAGGUCGAAAAGCUCAAGGCAGCGCGGGACAAGGUGGCCAAGGAGCUGUCAGAAGUGCUGUCAGUGCGCGAGGCACAGAGCAAGGAGCAGGAGAUCGCUGCGCGGAUUGCAGGGCUGGAGAGGAAGACACAGUACGCAGAGAUGGAACUGAGGAUGUCAGAGGAGAAGGUGACCAAGGCGGAGCAGGAGCUGGCAGUUAUGGCUGCAGAGAAGGAGAGAAUCGCCCCGGAAAUCACACGGCUGACAACCGCGGUCGAGGCACGGCGGGAGCAGGUGGGGGCAAAGGAGCAGAGGAUAAAUGAGAUCACGGACCGGGUGUUCCGCGAGUUCAGCCGUGCUGUGGGCGUGGCGAACAUACGAGAGUACGAGGAGAACCAGCUGCAGCAGGCGCAGCAGCUUGCAGAGCGCAGACUUGCCCUCGCCAACCAGAUUGCCAAGCUGUCCAACCAGUUGGAGUACGAGCGGCGGCGUGACAGCAAGGGGCCAGUGGAGGCGCUACAGGCGAGCAUGGAGCAGCAGAGGCAGCACCUGGAGGAGCUCACACACACGGGGCGCAGACUGCAAGCUGCACUGGAGAAGGCACGGGAUGAACUGCAGGCACUCAAAGUGCCUGUGGAAGAGGCCAAGGCCCAGGCAGAGGCGGUGGAGGCAGAGGUGCAGGCUCUGAGCAAGGCGGCCAGUGCUCUCACGGCCAAGCUGGGCAAGGCCAAGCGCAGCAUCACAGCUAAGGAGGCGAUGGUGGUGCAGCUGCAUGCGCGGAGGGGAGAGAUCCUGGAGCGGUGUGAGAUGGAGCAGGUGCCAGUGCGCACAGCAGCAGGCGUGCUCGUGCCCACAGUGCCGCUCACCGACACACAAGCAACAGGAGCAGGGGGGUCCAGCCAGGCUGGCAGCAGCAGCGCUGUGGGCAGCGGGGGAGGCGCUGCAGCGGAUUUCUCGGCAGGGGUGGACGAGCCGUUGGAUUUCUCAGCGCUGCCUUGGGGCCUGAAAAAGGCAAUGACAGGGGAGGAGAGGGAGCGCAAGGAGGCGGAGCUGCGCAAGGAGAUGGAGGAGGUGGCGGGGGAGCUGGAGCGCACAGCGCCCAACCUCAAGGCGCUGGAGCAGUUUGAGGCGCUGCGCGCCAAGGAGCGCGAGAUGAGCGAGGAGUUUGAGAGCAUUCGCCGCGAGGCCAAGGAGGCGGUGAAUGCGUUCAACCACGUGCACCAGCUGCGCUAUGAGCGGUUCAUGGCAGCAUUCGCACACGUGUCAACAUGCAUCAACCGCAUAUACAAGGACCUCACCAGCAGCUCCUCUCAUCCUCUAGGCGGAACAGCCUACCUGAGUCUGGAGAAUGAGGACGAGCCCUUCCUGCACGGCAUCAAGUACACCGCCAUGCCCCCCAGCAAGCGCUUCCGAGACAUGGAGCAGCUUUCUGGAGGGGAGAAGACCGUCGCUGCGCUCGCACUGCUCUUUGCGAUUCACAGCUACCGCCCAUCUCCCCUGUUUGUGUUGGACGAGGUGGAUGCAGCACUGGACAACCUCAACGUCGCCAAAGUCGCAGCAUACAUCCGCGCCAAGUCCCGCCACCCCCUGCACGCCUCCGACCAGCAGGCCCCUGACGGCCGCGCUGCUGCUGCUGACGCCUCGCAGCGGCUCGCAGACGGGGCGGGCGGAUCGGGGGGUGAGGCGGGGUUUCAGAGCAUUGUGAUUUCGCUCAAGGACCAGUUCUACAGCUGGGCUGAUGGGCUCAUUGGGGUUGUGCGUGACUCUGAAGACAGCUGUUCCAAGACCCUCACCUUUGACUUGUCCCAGUAUGCUGCAUGA